Messenger RNA from Salvelinus namaycush (lake trout), 2038 nucleotides. RefSeq names its product cytoplasmic protein NCK2-like. Gene Ontology annotation, molecular function: protein binding. NCBI's taxonomy places the organism in Eukaryota, Metazoa, Chordata, Actinopteri, Salmoniformes, Salmonidae. Gene Ontology annotation, biological process: negative regulation of PERK-mediated unfolded protein response; positive regulation of translation in response to endoplasmic reticulum stress; negative regulation of endoplasmic reticulum stress-induced eIF2 alpha phosphorylation. The record is from RefSeq and is a predicted model, not a curated record. The coding region runs from base 214 to 1452 and encodes 412 amino acids. The transcript is spliced from 4 exons.
UAGGUCGAGUGAAUUGAGGUGGAGGCAGCUACGUGAAAGGAAUUGUUUUGAGAAACCAAAGAAAGUACGUGAAUUAAUUUUGUUGCGCUUUUGCUUACGACUCGACUGGUUUGUGGAAACGGUUUAUUUUCGUUCUUGUUCGAGUGUGUGUGCUUCGUCAGUCCCCGGUGCCUGUUCUCGUUGGAGUGAACACAAAGGGGGACUCCAUGAAAGAUGACGGAGGAGGUGACAGUUGUAGCCAAGUGGGACUACACGGCCCAGCAGGACCAGGAACUUGACAUCCGGAAGAAUGAUCGGCUUACUCUGCUGGACGACAGCAAGACGUGGUGGAGGGUGAGGAACGCCUCAAACCAGACCGGCUAUGUCCCCUCCAACUACGUAGAGCGCAAGAACAGCCUGGUGAAGAAGGCCUCUCUGGUCAAGAACCUCAAAGACACACUGGGACUGGGUAAGGGCAGAAGGAAGCAGAGUGCCAGUGACGCCUUCCCCAUGCCCAGCACAGAUGCGGAGUACCCCUCCAAUGGGAGUGGCGGAGGAGGGGCCGAGCGGGUCUACGACCUCAACAUCCUGGCUGUGGUCAAGUUCUCGUACGUGGCGGAGCGCGAGGACGAGCUGACCCUAGCCAAGGGGUCCCGGGUCACGGUGAUGGAGAAGUGCAGUGACGGUUGGUGGCGGGGCAGCCAGGGGGGCCGUGUGGGCUGGUUCCCCUCUAACUAUGUCCUGGAGGACCCCGCAGAGGGUGAAGGGGGUAGAGGAGGAAGGGACUCCCCAGGGAGGGGCAGGGAGGCCACGAUGACCAACGGGCGGGCGGGAGGUGGUGGCAGCCGGGGUGGCGAGGGCAGUGGUGCGCUCCAGCUGGUCCAGACUCUCUACCCGUUCAGCUCAGUGACGGAGGAGGAGCUGAACUUUGAGAAAGGAGAGGUGAUGGAGGUUGUUGAGAAACCUGAGAACGACCCAGAGUGGUGGCGCUGCCGGAACACCCGCGGUCUGGUGGGCCUGGUGCCCAAAAACUACGUGCUGGUGCUGAAUGACACCAACGGGCCUCCCGGGCUCCCCGCCCUUCCGCUGUCGCCCCCCGGCUCCCCACAGAUCGGUCAUGUGGCCCCGGCGUGCGAGGGCAAGUUUGCAGGCAGGGACUGGUACUACGGAGGGGUGACCAGACACCAAGCAGAGCUGGUCCUCAACGAGAGAGGAGAGGAGGGGGACUUCCUCAUACGUGACAGCGAGUCAUCGCCCAGUGAUUUCUCUGUGUCUCUGAAGGCGCCUGGGAAGAACAAGCACUUCAAGGUGCAGUGUUCAGAGGAGGUCUACUGUAUUGGCCAGCGCAAGUUUAGCUCCAUAGAUGAACUGGUGGAACACUACAAGAAAGCACCCAUCUUCACCAGCGAACAAGGAGACAAGCUCUACCUGGUCAAACCGCUGCCCGCACCCCAGCUAUCCUCAACAUGCUGAACUUGAGGAGAGACCUUACUGUCUGUUUUAGCCCAGUCACAUAGUUCGUAUUGGUCCUGUUAACUUUGUUAGUUAAAAAAAAAAAAUCAAAAUGUAAACCCUCCAGAGGUUCUGAUGAUUUCUAAAGGAAAUAAUAAGUUCACUAAGGGACCACUGUAAACACUCUUUAGAUGUUUCCUUCUUCCUUUUGCCUAAUCCUCAUCUAUCCUUCUCUUCCUCCACCUUCAUCCUCAUCUAUCCUUCUCUUCCUCCACCUUCAUCCUCAUCUAUCCUUCUCUUCCUCCACCUUCAUCCUCAUCUAUCCUUCUCUUCCUCCACCUUCAUCCUCAUCUAUCCUCUUCCUCCACCUUCAUCCUCAUCUAUCUCUCUUUUCCUCCACCUUCAUCCUCAUCUGUCCCUCUUUUCCUCCACCUUCAUCCUCAUCUGUCCCUCUUUUCCUCCACCUUCAUCCUCAUCUAUCCCUCUUUUCCUCCACCUUCAUCCUCAUCUAUCCCUCUUUUCCUCCACCUUCAUCCUCAUCUAUCCCUCUCUUCCUCCACCUUCAUCCUCAUCUAUCCCUCUCUUCCUCCACCUUCAUCCUCAUCUA